GUCGUCGGUAUUGGGUAGGUCUCAAUGGAGAAACAGAUUAUAGACUUGACAAAAAUUAAGUCGAUCGAAACAUUCAUGCUAAACCUCUCAAAUACCGGCGACUCAUACUUUUUCUUAUUUUUUGGAAGUAAGCUCAGAACAAAAUUCUAUCCGGUAAUCUCUCCCCCCUCCGACUAAAAUCUCCGAUUAAAAACCAAAACAGAGAACCAUAUUUUGUGCAACUAAAGCAACAAAAACCCAAUGCAUAAAUGAGGCACCAAGUAAUUACUCGAACCAAUUAGGCGAAUAGUAGCAGAAGAUAUUGACUUUGGAAUUAGAGAAGAUCAGAGGAUACAUACACAUAUAUAAGUGACCCUAAAAAUACUGAACAGUAGACUUAAAACCAGGGAAAUGAACAACCAAGAUACGUAUUGUUGCGCAUUUGAUUCGGAAAAUUCCUGUCGAAGUAAUAACUUUGAGUUCCGGUUCUCAGGUCCGGAGUCUAUUCCAAAUGCGGUCAAGCGCUAUAAUGCUAUGCGUGGAGCUGAAUUGGCCCAGCUGAGACGUCAACGUGAUUCGGGUAAGCACGGUGUAGCCACCAUGCCGCGUUUCUGUAAGGUUCGUCGUCCGGGUCAAGAUAUCACCGGUAUGGUCACAUCCCGGGAUCUGGACGUCGUCACCCAGCUAUCCCUAGACUCGGAGCCCAUUUCCUAUGAGUCCGGGGAGUCCAACGACGAAGAAACCAACUCUUUUGAUGCUCGCAAGCGACAUGAUGAAGUUCAAUCGCCAGGAACCUACUCUGUCAAUGAUCCUCAAUCCAUGCGCUUGUGCGGCGGAGCUGAUGCUGAAGAUUUUUCAAAAGCGAAGUCGAAGGGGAAAAAAAAGAAUCCUCAGUCGCUGACAAAGCCAAAGAAACGUCGCAUCCAGAAUACCAAGGAUAAAUGUCACACGUUCGAGAGACUUGAAGAGCUACACCGCGAGGUCUGUGCCGAGUUGCAAUCAAUGGAGGAACCCGUACCCCAGAGCCCAGUACCCAACAAGACCACAGCCAAAAAAGCAAUGAAGACCCGACGCAGUAAGGUUAAGAAGCCCAAGGUAGAACAGUACAAUUUUCGGUCAGGGGACGAGGGCGAUGGCGACAGUUCGAUGGUCGACCCAAACUUGGUUUCGUUUGAGGACUACCACCAUCCGGAAGCCAAGUGGGUGGACAUAAUGCCAUCGGCUAUGAUGUCACAGGCCAUCAAGGUGAACGUUUGCAAGGCCCAGAACGCCACGCCACUUACUGCCUACCAGUUCAUGGAACAGCACGGAAGCCUGGAACCGGAGCCACUUGGUCCCUUCUUUCUCGAGGACAGUGAUCUGGAGUAUGAGUACGCGGAUCGCCAGGGCUACUUCCGCUACAGGGAGCCGCGUCCCAGAUAUCCCUCAAGCGAGUUAGACGCCACCGAUACGGACGUGGAUCACAUCGAGAAAAGGAACGCGCCUUGCUUCGUGGAGCUAGAAAAGCGUCCGUACCGGCUUAGUCUAUUGCGAAGUCUUUCGCCCAUGAGGUACACCUCCCAGCGAUCGGAGGAGACGUUGAGGACUCAGUCACCCGGAGACGAGACUCGUGGGUGCAAGACCCCUAAGGCUCAGAAAAUAGAUACGUCCUUGUUGGAUCUUCAGAGUAGUCCCAAGACUUCCCCCAAUAAUAAAUCGAAGGGCAAUGCAACCCAAAAAGCCACCAAGGGACGUACUUGUAAAGGAGCAGGCAACAAGACCCUAGUGACAAAGGGUAACCCCACAGCCAAGGCCAACACCAAACUUCGGACAUCAAGGAACCGACGUCCAGUCAAGUCUGGAGUUUUUGGACUAGCAGCAGUAUCUGCAGUAGGUGGGGGUUCCGCAGAAAUCGCCCCCUCGGCAUUCCAGGUUCGUCAGCCUGGUGGUUCCAACAUAAACGCAUCCAUGACGGCCUUGAUGACCCAAGCACCCCUCGCCACCUCACCGGAACGUCAGAGUAAGCGUCGUAGGCCCCGAACUGUCGUCUACAGCAAAUCUUUGGAGGACUUGAAGUUCGAGAAACUGGGAAUCUACAACAAGAUCACCAUGACCCAGGAGAGAAUCAUCAACUCCCUGGACAAACUGCAAAACAGUCUCCUGCACCUUCAAGUACCCCAUUGCAAUGCCCAGGAACGUCAAAAGCGUCAGAGGAAUGCCUUCGAGUUUUGUGUGCGCUUUUCAAGGAAUUUCCUGUAUCCCCUCAAGGGCAUGAUCGACGAUGUCCGGUUUACCUCCGUGGCUAGUUUCAAUAGCGCCACUUCCAAUGAAGCCUGCCAGCGAGUGGUCUGUGUGUACGGACUGAUGCAGCAAUCGAUUCAGACCUACCAACGUCAACUGCGCUACUUCCUCCUGGAGAAGGUGCCCCAGAAGCUGAGUGCCCUUAUUGAAAUGAUAUAUACUAUGACCAAUUGCUGUCUGGACAAGGGAAUGCUGGACCGUCACGAUCCAGUUGUGGAGUGCCUGUUGGAACGCUGCACUCGGUUUAUGAGCUUCAUAGAGGACAUGCAGGAGGAGCGCUUCAAGCUAGCCAGAGAGACUUUGAGACGCCUUCAGAAACACUGCCACGUCCGAGGACAUGCUCAUGCUCUGGGGAAUCCCCGGCACCACAGUCACAAUCGGAGUCAUGCGAGGAAGAAGCCCAAGUCCAAGGCUGUUCCACCGAAGAGGGUGCCAACCCAACCCAGGCAGGAGAAGCUGCGUUCCCACGAGCGCUACGACCUCAAGAUGUGUCUCAACGACCUGAAGCUCUACGAGCCGCGUUUGGUGCCAAAGGAACAUCAGACCGGAAAGAAGAAUCAAAACCGCAACCAGAGUCGAGUUCGUCGCAUCAUUCGAAGCACAACGAAUGCAAACUCCAAUCCUGUAGGACUUGGCCCGACAAUCGUCGAGCUACCGUCCGACCUAGAGCUUCAAAGCAACCGAGAGGAGGUCCAAACCCAAAUGCAAAUGGGCAUGGCCGGCGACAGAGCUAUCGUCAGCAGUUCCCUCAGCAAUGUAGCGCUGACUGCCCAGGGAGACGCCGUGGCGAACCAUUCCCUAGCCUGGCCGGAACCAAGAGUGAAAGAAUUCCGGGAGGAUCAGCUGCAUCAAGCACUUUUGGAUGCAUUCCGUUUGGUUUCCCGAUCGCAAGUCCAACAAGUCUUGGAUCCCCUUAUGCGAUCUCUCGGCGUCGUCCUCAGCGAAAACUUUGGCGAGGGCUUAAGCUCAGGAACAGGACUAAGGCGUUCUGAUUCGGGAAACAAUUACCACCCCCAUGACAACAACCAGUAGAAGAUGUCCAUGUAACUUCAUACAUUUCCCUCACAUCCAGGACUGUCGGUUCCCCCAAAUUGUUCAAUCAGUAGUUCUUCUAUGCUUCGUACUUUCGUUGGUGAAAUGCGAAACUAAAUUGUUAAGUAUCAAGUACGCUCACAAAAUAAACGCUCAUUUUAUUGGAUCAUUCAUGGAAA
Messenger RNA from Drosophila bipectinata, 3470 nucleotides. RefSeq lists its product as uncharacterized. Lineage: Eukaryota; Metazoa; Arthropoda; Insecta; Diptera; Drosophilidae. The record is from RefSeq and is a predicted model, not a curated record.